Molecule: messenger RNA, 685 nt
Organism: Didymodactylos carnosus
Lineage: Eukaryota; Metazoa; Rotifera; Eurotatoria; Philodinida; Philodinidae
Source: the annotation of a GenBank genome assembly
UAAGAUGUUCAACUGGAAAACUGGAGAAAAAUAGUUCAAUUUGUUCGCACGUGUCGAGAUUGGAUAAUGUUAACGAUUGAAGUUCGUGCUCGCGGUUCGUUAACAUCGAACAAUAUUCGAGAAAGAAGGUAUAGAGUACUCACAUUCUUCACUAUACACUUCAGCAUUAUACAAAAUACAAAUACCAAAUCAAAAUUUAACUGUAACACCGUUUGCUAAUAUUAAAUAUCACUCAUAUUUUCGUGAGGAAGAUGAAAUAUUAUUUUCAAUUAAAGCUGUUUUUUCUGUAAUAUCAAUUGAACAUCGAAACGAUCUAUGGAUAAUUGAAUUAUGUUUGAUUGGUGAAGAAGAUAAUAAAGUAAAAGAAGUUUUCCAUAAAUAUGAUACAGUAUAUCGUAAGGACGUAACACCAGAUAAACUCACCUGGAUUUUCGAAACAGACAUUUGUGCAAUGAAAUCACAAUGGAUAAAACCGUCUUGGCCUUCAUUAAUCACAGACGAAUUAUCUUCUAUUUCACAACCAUCUUCAACAGCAGUAUGCACUACGGUUAAUAACCGACUAACGUCAACAGUAUCAUCUAGCGAAAGGUAUAGUCAGUACAAUAAAGAUGUUGAACUGAUCGUUUAUUCAGAAAAAGGUGAAACAACAGCUAUUCAUGCACUUUAUGCAGAGUUUUUGGUAUGA